CCACAUUAUAUCAGAUUCAAGAAAGCCCAAUAUAUAAUCCAACAACCCAAUAAUCCAGCUCAACUAACAACUUUACCAAUAUAUCCUUGGCUUCUUCAACAAUCUUUUCCCUCCAUUUCUACUCACCAGCUCAACAUUCUCCUUCACUCUUCAAAAAUGGCGAAGAAACGAAAAAUAGUUCCAGUAGUCCUCUGGAGACUCUUCGGUGACCGUGCCCGCACUCUAUCAUCCACAAUCACAUCGUUAACUCCACAAUCACACGGCACAGAAGACGCCACGUCAUUUCUACUCCAUUCACGUGAUGAUCCUAUUAACUACAUUAAGCUUCUUCAUCACUGCUUCGUCGUUCUAGAUCGCAACGCGCCUCCGUUUGUCGCCGUUAAACGUCGCCUGCUUGAUAAUCGGUCACAACAUGAGAUUGUGGUUAGUAUUAUUGAAAUGAUGAUUACCGAGAGAUUAACUUCUAGUAAUAAUGUAUUAUGCAGUGCUUAUGAUAAGCUUGCUCAUUCAAGUCCUUUUGUAGAGCUUUUGACAUCUUUAGCAUGGAAUCUCUUGUUGAAAAGGGUGGGAUAUGACCUCAUGGUUUAUCUUCUAAAGCAUGCUUCCAUAUUUAUACCACUUCCUCACAACAGACAUUGUCAAGUGGCAGGUCCACCUGUCAAUGUUUUGGCCCUUAACUUGCUCAAGAAUGCAGCUGACGCACGAUGCCAGGAUCCGCCUGGCAUCCAUUUAGGACACAAGAAAAAGAGAAAGAGGGCCUAUAAUGCUAGUCUAACUUCUGACAUGCAGCAAAACAAUCUUCUUUGCGUUACGGAUUGUGUAGGCUGUGCUAGUUGUAAUGUUAGUUAUAUAAAGCCUUUAAGCAGGCAUGCUGGAAACAAAAAUGGCGAGAAAGGUGUCAAUGAAGCAGCUGCGUCAACAACUGGAGUUGAUUCUACCGAGUAUGAAGCACAUCCAAAAGAAGGAUUAGUGAAAUUGCGAAAGCGUUCAAGGCCUUUUAGGUGGCGGCGCUGUAAGAAGCACAAGUAUUCAGAUUUUAGUGAAAGCAUUAGUAUGCCUAUCGACACGGAUCCUGCUGAUAGAUGGAGUGGGAUGAGUGCUGUUGAAGCAGGUUCAGCAUUCUCUGGAGCUUGUACGGUGAACUAUGAAGGGUUCUCAGUUAAAAAGCCUCAAGGUCUAAAUCAAGUGAUGACAAAGGCAAAGCCUAAAGGAUUGUCAAGAUUAUUUUGGGGACAGUGCUGUAAAAAGCGCAAGCAUUUAGAUGUUGAAGAAGCCAGUGAAGACUCCUCUUACUUAAUGGGCGGCACUGACAAUGAAAGAAUACCUAGGAGACUUCAGUGUGAGCUUAAGAAAAUUAGAAGUCAUUCCCAUGAUAAGAUGCCUCAACGGUGCACUUGUUGUCUUAUAUUUCAAGAUGCCUCUUUAGUCAACAAAGGUGCACAGGUUAAUAGGCAACACAUGUUUUAUAAUCUGGAGCAGUCUUCAUCAGCUCUCCCAAGAGAGCAUGAAUUAAAUCGCGUGAGGCCAAAUUUUGCUGGUUCGAAGAUUCUUGUUGGGAGUAUAUUUGGCUUAUCCACUGUGAAUACAAAUGCUCCAUCAGAGCAAUGCUGCCACCGUAGCGGCUUCUGUCUCGUUGGCUCUGCAUGCCUGUAUCAUUCACUUAUUAAGUGCCUCAAGAUUCUUAUACGUCAUACUCGUUACUACAAGAAAUUGCAAUUGUUGGAUAAGCAUUGCACUGUUUCAUCAACGACUAACCUUAGCAAUCAAAAUUUGAGCGCAGUGUAUGAGGAGAAUGUACCAGAGAAGGGAAUAUCCAAGAAAUCUCGCAGUGUUAGUACUGAACAUGGCGAACGAACUUUAAGUUCUGGGAAUCCUCAGACUGAGUUAGUUAAGUCACACUGCACGAAAAGUCAGGUGGUUUCAUUUAUAUGGGCUAUCUGUAGAAAAAUUGUUCCUCAAGAUUUGUUAGGUACUCCUUCCAAUUGGAGAAUCUUAAGACGAAAUAUUUCCAAGCUCAUUCAGCUAAGAAGAUUUGAAAAAAUUUCAAUUAAACAAUGUAUGCAUAAAUUAAAGAUAUCAGAGUUCCCAUUUCUGUCAGAUAAGCAUUCCUUAUGCUGUCUAGAUGCUGGGGUGCUUAGCAAUGUACGAAGACAGAAUUCAGAAGCACGGCAGGGACUGGGUCAAUUGAAUGAUGCCGCAAGUAAUCUGAAACAGCUGCUUUUAGAGAAAUGGAUAUUCUGGUUUUUUUCAUGUUUGGUUGUGCCACUGCUUCAAGCCAACUUUUAUGUCACUGAAACUGGGCAUGAUAAACAAGAUGUCUUUUAUUAUCGGAAGUCAAUUUGGGAGGAGUUGAAAAAUAUAACAAUUGCUGGCUUGAAAGACCAGAACUACCAGCACUUAGAUCGUAGUGAUGUUAGAAGAAUUAUAGGCCAUAGAUUAUUUGGGUUCUCAAAGCUUAGACUUCGCCCGAAAGAGAAUGGAGUAAGGAUGCUUGCAAAUCUCAAAGCGCCAUCUAGAAUGCAUGUUGAAGAAUUCUCUUCUACUGGCGUACCAAGAAAAGCUCAAUCAUGGUCUAAACUGGUUAAGUGCAAGAAUUUCAAACCCGUAAAUUAUGUUCUUCGGGAUACAUAUGCUGUUCUAAAAGGUACACUGUCGAAAGAACCAGAGAAGCUAGGGUCAUCGGUAUUUGACUACAAUGAUAUCUACAGAAAGCUAUGCUUGUUUAUUAUUGGCCUGAAGAAUGGAUCAAAUACUAUUCCUAAUGUUUACAUUGUUAUUUCGGAUGUAUCAAAGGCAUUUGAUUCCAUUGAUCAGAAUCAGCUGCUUAGAGUAAUGAAAGAAGUUUUCCAUGAGGAUGUUUAUCAUCUGCAACAGUCUUCUCAAGUCGUCUGCACCAAGAAGUCUUUCUGGGUUCAUGAGAAUCUUACUUUAAAAGAUACAGAUAGCGUUACUAGUCUAACAACAAUGAGUUCUUCUGCUCGUUUUGGUUCGCUGCAUAAUGUGCUAAUUAAUCAGGGGUAUAAUCGGUAUAUGAAGAAGAAGGACAUUCUAUUCAAUCUUAAACAGCAUGUGAAGCAAAAUGUGUUGCUGUUGGAUAAAAUAUUUUACUUGCAAGGCAUAGGUAUACCUCAAGGAAGUAUUUUGUCUACUUUGUUGUGCUCAAUAUAUUAUGGUCACCUUGAGAGGCAUGAGCUUUUCCCAUUUAUUCAGAAAACUUGUGGAGCUACUGUUGAUGAUUUAUCUAGAAGAUGCAACUCUUGUGAUGCUUCGGCUGCAAGAAAUAGCUGUGAGGAUAGCGUUGUUUCAUCUCCUUCUCAUAUCCUUAUGAGGCUGAUUGAUGACAUGUGCUUUAUAUCAACCUCAGAACAGCAGGCUAAUAGCUAUUACAACAGGCUAAAGAUCGGAUUUCAGGGUUACAACUGCUAUAUGAAUGAGAAAAAGUUUUGUCUUAGUUUUCGACCUGAGAACGAGCCACAGCUUCUGUUGAACAGAGUUUAUGUCGGUGAGGAUGGCAUUUCGUUUCUUCGAUGGAGUGGCUUGCUUCUUAAUCCUUCCACUUUAGAAGUUCAGGCGGAUUACACAAGGUAUCUGAACAGUCAUUUGAGGUCAUCUCUUACUGUCUCCUGGGAAGACAAACCUGGUCGGCGACUGAAGGAAAAGCUGUGCGCCUUCAUGAGACCGAAGUGUUAUCCCAUAUUCUUUGAUUCAAAUAUCAACUCAGGAAAUGUGGUUAGAUUAAAUAUCUAUCAAUCAUUUCUGUUAUGUGCAAUGAAGUUUCACUGUUAUGUUUCUGAGAUAUACAGCUUCAAGCUGCACCCAAGGUUUCAUUUAGAAAUCAUCGACAAGUCCUUCAGAUAUAUGUAUGCACUUAUUAAGAAAUCGAUGCGUCCUAUGCGUACCGGCUCUCAAUUCCGUCCGAUUCUGAAAUUGGAGGCCGGAGAAGUUGAGUGGCUCGGAUUAAAUGCUUUCGUCAAAGUGUUGAAUCGGAAGCAAUCCCGGCAUCAAGAGUUGCUGCCUUUGUUGAAGUCGAAGCUGUUAGCCCAUACAAUUAAUAGGAAUGUAUCUUCUCAGCUUCAGUAUGCAGUUCAAAGUUCACAUUCCUCGGUCAUGUGGAAAAUCAAAUAUUAGAAAUUCCAGAAACAUAUCAAAUGGUUAGUGGAAACCGAAUGACUUCUUUGCUAAGGAAGCAAGUGAGAAAAGCUAUCCAUUUCGGGUCAGAUAUUUCGUUCCUGGAGUGUCAUACUAUUCUCAUCUUAUUUUGUUUGAAAAUUUAUUUUGUUAUUGUUUUAUUUUAGUUUACAGUUUAGAUAUAUCUGAUCUGUUAUUAGUAUAUAAAUCAUUGGUGUCAAAACACUGUCAAGUUUGGCUCGACUUUAAAAUCUAAGUAUUAUUAUAAGUA
Molecule: messenger RNA, 4399 nt
Organism: Mercurialis annua (annual mercury)
Lineage: Eukaryota; Viridiplantae; Streptophyta; Magnoliopsida; Malpighiales; Euphorbiaceae
Product: telomerase reverse transcriptase
Exons: 12
Coding region: 157-4128 (1323 amino acids)
Biological process (GO): telomere maintenance via telomerase
Cellular component (GO): telomerase catalytic core complex
Molecular function (GO): telomerase RNA binding; telomeric repeat DNA binding
Source: RefSeq, a predicted model, not a curated record